Gossypium arboreum is the source of this 2077-nucleotide messenger RNA. Its product is annotated as interactor of constitutive active ROPs 2, chloroplastic-like. NCBI's taxonomy places the organism in Eukaryota, Viridiplantae, Streptophyta, Magnoliopsida, Malvales, Malvaceae. The transcript is spliced from 4 exons. Bases 254 to 1999 code for a protein of 581 amino acids. The record is from RefSeq and is a predicted model, not a curated record.
AUAAGAGCCAUUGUUGCCACUGCUUAACCAAAAAAAAAAAAAAAAGUGAAACAUAGAAAUAAAGAAGGAAAGAUUUUUAUUACAGUUUUGCUUUAGGGAAAAUGAGACAAACAGCUGAACUCUCAAACAGAACUUAACAUUGUCUGGUUUUUUUUUUCUCCCUUUUUCUCUUUCAAGCUAAGCCUCUCUUUCAGGUUUUUUGAGCAGAGGACAUAUAAAUCCUUUCGUUUUCUUGAUUCGACUCGGGGGUAUCAUGCAAACGCCGAAAGCAAGUAGAACAAGCUCGGUGGUAGUGCCUCGGAAAAAAUCUCCUAUGACACCACAAACUGCUCGACAGUUGAAGAUACCCGGAGCCAAUUCGGGUUCUGUUUCGUCACCAAAUACGGCAAGUAAGGCAUCAAAAGAACAAAGUCCUAAGGUUACCGAGCGUAAAGCAUUGAAAAGUUCGGUGUCUGAGAAGAAUGGACUGAGCCGAGUGGCGGAACUUGAAGCACAGCUCGAUCAACUCCUAGGUGAGUUGAAGAAGACGAAGGAUCAACUAACUGCAUCUGAGUCAUGGAAGAGGUUGGCCUUACAGGAGGCUGAGGAGGCGAAGAAAGAGGUAUCGAUAAUGUCAGCUAAGCUCGAAGAAUCUGAACGAAAAUUGAUGGAAAUUUCUGCUUCUGAGGAUGACCGAGUGGAAGAACUCCGUAAAAUAUCGAAAGAUCGAGAUAGAGCAUGGCAGUCCGAACUUGAGGCUGUCCAGAAACAACACUCGAUGGAUUCGGCUGCGUUGGUUUCCGCUAUGAACGAAAUUCAAAAGCUUAAAGUUCAGCUCGAAAAGGUCUAUGAAUCUGAAUCUAUUCAAACGAAGCAUGCUGAAUCCGCACAUGCUGAGAUUCAGAAUAUGAAAAUUGAAUUAACCGAAACUCUUUCCUUGGUCGAAAAACUCAAGUCCGAGCUCACUGAUUGCCGAGAAUCUGAAGCACGGGGUCUCGAACUUGUUAGCGAAACCCGAAUGCAAUUCGAAGUAGCAAAUAAAACGAUCGAAAAGCUACGUUCUGAUGCAACCAAAGAAACCGAAGCUUACAACAUGUUACUAUUGGAGUUGGAACAAUCAAAAGGUAGAGUUAAGUCAUUAGAAGGACUUGUUAGUAAGCUACAAGUAGAACUGGUUGGUAAUGGCUGCAUUAAGGAUCCCGAACAACAGAAUGAAGAAAAUGAGGAGAUAAAACGGGUUAAAACCGAGCUUAAUUUCGCGAAACUUGAAAUCAGUCAAUUGAGAUCGGCAUUGGAUGAAGCUGAAGUUAGGUACCAAGAAGAAUAUAUCAAAAGCACAUUGCAAAUUAGGAGCGCUUAUGAACAAGUGGAAUGCAUAAAAUCAGGGUCGUCCCGAAAGGAAGCCAAACUCGAGGCUGAAUUAACGAGAACGAAAGCCAAUGUUGAAGAAUUAAGAUCACAAAAUGAGGGUCUUCGAGAAUCUGAACUUGCAGCGGAGUUGAAGAAGUUAGAGUUUGAUUUGAAAGAAUUGAAAGAUAACUUGACAGUCAAGGAAACCGAACUGAACACCAUAACUGGGCAGAACAAAAUGCUCAAAAGGGAAAUCGAGAGCAAAACGAAGAGUGAUGAACCAGUUGUUGUGUUGUUAGAAGCAUCAAAGGCUGCAGAGCGAGCAGCAUUGAUGAAAGUCGGAUAUUUAACGGAAGAAACCGAUAAGAGUAACCGAAGAGCAGCUCGGUUGACUGAAGAGCUCGAAUCAGCGCAAGCAGCAAACACAGAAAUGGAAGCCGAGUUGAAGAGACUUAAAGUACAAGCAAAUCAAUGGAGAAAAGCAGCCGAAGCAGCUACUGCUAUGUUGUCUAACAAUGGGAAAUAUUCAGACAAGACAAUACCUUUUGAUAUAACUAUCGGAUCACCGAAGUGGGAAAACAUCGAUGACGAUGAUGAUGACGAUUCAUCGAAAAAGAAGAACAAUAUGUUGAGAAAGAUUGGUGUGUUAUGGAAGAAAGGUCAAAAAUAAAGAUUAAUUGUAUUUGCAUUGCAGGUUUGCAUAUAAUUCUGAUAUAAACAUUAUCUUUUUAUGGUUAUUUUAAGGAAA